UGCCUGGCGGGCGGGGUGAAAGUUGAAAGUUCGUCCACAUCUGAAAACACCAGGCACGUGCGGGUUGCGAAGUCUGCAGCAGGAUCACCGGCUGCAGCGAUGGCUGCUGUUUACUCCGGUAUCCAUCUGAAACUGAAGAAUCCACAGACUGCGUGGGAGGACAAGUUAAAGUUGGCACGUUUUGCCUGGGUCUCCACGCAGUGCUUGCUGCCUAACAAGGAACAGGUGCUGUUGGACUGGUGCAUCCACGCACUGACAGGCUGGUACAAUAAGAAGGUGGAUUUUUCACAGAAUGUUCUGGAAGGACUCUGGUUUUAUUUGGACGAUCUGCUUCACAGCCGAAAGCUCCACUCUCUUCUCAAGCACGGCAAAACCAUCAGCCUGAGGCGCAACAUGGCACAGCUGCUGCUGGACCGUCUCCAGGAGUGUGCACGUAUUGGCCUUAAGUCCGUUGUGUGUAUGUCCACAGUACUCAGUGUGUGUCAGGGCCUUCUCUCUUCUCCUGCGCUCUCAUCCGUCUUCACCACCAAGUAUGAACUGAUUGGGGAUCUCCUGGCUAAGCUGUGCUCCCUGGCCUGCAAUGAGCUACAGCAGUCAUUGCUCACAGAACCGAUGAUGACUGAGUCCGUCACAUGUAAAGAUGAGAUGAUGACUGAGUGUCUUCAACCUCGACCUACUAGCGAUUUGGAGAGUUCCCUAAUUGAGCCGGUCACCAAAGAUUCUUCAGAUCAGCCGGAGUUAGAUGCUAAUAAGUCCUCUCCAAAGCCAAAGGAAAACAUCCAUUCAGCUAAUCUGUUUGAGGUGUUGCUUCAGGUGCUGUCGUGUUAUUUGUCUGUCCAGAGACAACAAGCCAAUCCUAACAGAGUCUCUACCAUGGUAACCAACCAGCUGAUCCAACCUUUAAUACUACUCAGGCACCUGCUGACAUCUGGGGAUUUUGCACCCUCUCACACACAUCUGCGCAUCCGUCAGCAGCUGUCUAGAGACAGCCGCAUCAAGAUAGACUCCAUCCUUCAGUUAGCUCUCUUUCCCUCUGAGCACCUGACCUUCUACAAAGAGGAGCUCCUUCCAUCGAAAGAGGAUUCUGGGAAACGCGGUCCUGGAGGGGCCAAAGGCCCCUUGAAGCCGGUCAGUGCCAUUCUUUCCAAACUGAGUGCUCGGGGCUACUGUGAUCCGUCUCUUCACUACACCGUGAAGUCAAACACAUUGCCUCUGCUGUUUAAGUUCUUUCUGGAAAGUUACGCAAAGGAAAGGGGAAGUGAGGAGGCCCAUAGGAUGCUGUGCUUUUAUUUCCUCACCAAGUUGGUCCCGGCCUUGGAAGGAGGCCUUGAUGGACAGAUACUACCACCUGCCAAUGCGGACCAGCCAGCUUCUGUGUCCCCCGAGCAGACUCCCCCACUUCCCCUCCGCUCACCUGAGAGCUGGAGCCUGGCUCUGCUGGCUGUGGAGUCCCUGCUAAGCCAGGCGCUGUCAGCGGAUAUUUACAAUGUAGCGGCAGACCGGAUCAGAUAUGAAGAGGUCCAAUUCAAAUUUUACAGAGCUUUGGGGCAAAUGCUCUUCAACCAGGCCCAGCCGAGGAUCCCAGCGUGGUACCGCUGUUUGAAGAUGCUGCUGAGUCUCAACCAUCUUAUUCUUGAACCAGACCUGGACCAGCUGUUAUCUUCAGCCUGGGUUAAUUCUGAGUGCAUGGAGGCAAGAGUGCAACGGGCGAGACAGCUUGUGGUGUGCAGUCUCCUUCAAACUUACACAAAGCUCCGUCAGCUGCCUCGCCUGUUCUCCGAGCUCCUGACUGUGAUCCGUCAGCCAGCACUAGACGGCUUACAGCCUCUUCUGCUCUCUGAGGGCGUCUCCGCCUCGCUCAGGACAUGUCUUCUGGACAUUCCCGCUUCCCAGGGCCUAGAGAUCUGCUCAUUGGUGUUGGAGAGCAUCAGGGGAUAUAUACUACCUGGCCUGAUGAGGGAGGAAAGCGAGACAGAGAAGAUGGAGAUCGAUGAGGCAGGGAAUGGUAAAGGGGAGAAUGAAGGAAUAAAGGUGGCCCUAGAGAGAGAGGAUGCAUCUAUGAAGCUGUUCUCCCUCAGCCACUUGCUUCAUGUGGUUUUGUUUAGUCUGAAGACUCUAGAUGGGACCUCUCCACUUCCUGUAGUCAGGCAGGGUAAGGCUUUGAUGGAGAUGAUGCAGCAGGUAGCCAAUGAGUCGCUGCUUCUGUUGUCAACCGAGAACAUAGCUGGAAAAGCUAAUGCAAGGUCAGUUAAAGGGACACCGAGAAAAGGCAAACAAGAGCCGGAGAGAAAGUCUAAGGUGGGAUCACUGUGGCAACAAAACACUCAGGAGGCAGCUCUCCUCCUCAGAUACACCUUGGUGGAAGUAGACACGCUCUUCAGUAUCCACUGCAGCAAAUUCACGUCUCUCCAGACCUCCACAGCAAGCGUGAGUGAAGACGAUGCUCCGGUCCUAACUCACAUACAAAAACUCCUAUCUGGGGAGGUUGUGCCAGUGAGUCUACAGCCCUCUCGCAGACCCAUGAGCUGUUUGCUGCUCAAACUCCUCACUUUGCAGCAGAUGAAGAAAGUUUUGUUGGAUAGCACCUUGCUCUCUAAACCUGGCACCGCAGCACUGCUAAACACGGCGGCCCGGUUUAUUUUAGCUAAAUCCGAGUUGCAGUCGUGUCCGCAUGGAGAGCAGGUAUGGGACGGGCAGAUAGCAAGCGUGAACGUCAGCUCAUACUUUGUAGCACACUGGUAUCUGGUCACAUCCAAUCUCCCUUUGAUUGCUCCCUACCUGAGCGGAGAGGAUGUGGGCUGCGUGGCGGACACGCUUGUCAAUUCACUGCUGAGCAGGCAGACGGACGACGGGAAGGGCCGGCGGCCCGGCUCUCUGACCGUCUCUCUCGUAUCGUCGCAGCUUCUCCAAAGCCCCGUUCUGGCCGAGUUGCCUUCACUCUUCUCUGCCACAAUGUGUUCUCUCACGCAAAGGAUUGUCGGUGUUCUCAAGGCAGCUCAUGUACCCAAGGUCUGUCCGACUCUCCUGAAGUUUCAGGAGGGAGGAAUAGGAGCGAGCACACACAGAGAGGCAAUAGUUGAGGAUAUAUUGGCCUCCUCAAAGACUGGAGAGACGUUUGUGUUUCUGAAGGACACACAGAGCAAAGAGCUGGUGGACCUUCUCCAGAUCUUAACCAACAUUAACCCUGAUGGGAUGAACUCUGAGGAUCUCUCCUCUAUUUUUCUCCUCCUCUUCUUCAUGCUCACCUCCACCUCUAGUCAGUUGAAUCAGGUGGACCCUCCUGGUUCUGGAGAUUAUGCCCUCUUCCUGCUCAAGCUGCUUGGGGUCAUGACUCGUGUCCUGGAGGGUAGAAACUUCCAAAGUGUUUUGAAGCUCAUCCAUGGUGGGACGUUGCUGCAGGCUUCUGUGUCCUCUCUCCUCUGGCUUAGCAACAAUGGACGAUUUAGAGCCACAGGCGGCUCUGAAUGGUUGGAUUUUAUCAAAGCAGUGCAAAGCUUCAUCAGGACCUUUGUCCAAUUGAUUAUAAUCCGAAACAGUAGCGUUCGACUCAACCUGGACCAGUUUGCCUCCUAUCUUACCAGUAAGGAAAUGGCAAAUGCGCAAAUUGUGCCAUCCAGUUCUGCUCUGGCCGAUAAACCAGAUCCCAGAGCGUGCAUUCUGUCUGUUCACCUCCUGCUGGCAUCGCUGACCUCCUUCUCCCAGGCAAUGACCUCUAACCUGGGGAGAAGUAAACAACUGGAUCAAACGUUGACUCAAAUGAUCGAAAGAACGACCGCUUCACUGGGACCAGCUGUGGAGUCCGUCCUAAAGCCCCAAACUGUCGGCCAGUCAGUCAUCCAACCUGCAAGCAUCCUGGGCCAAGCCUUUAUGGUAGAAGUCGUUACUGUCAUGUUGGACUGUGAGCUUUCCUCCCAUUCAGUGGGGGUUGGCAACAAGCAAAAGGACCCCCACCUCCCCUUGAGUCAUGUGACCCUCUAUCGGGGCUUCUGCCACCAGAUUUUCAAAGAAAUAAGUUGCGCCCCCAGGCCAUUGGACUUCCUGGUUUCUUCUCUCCAUUUCCUGUCUGCUUACUACAAAGCAGUGGAGAAGACGAGUGGAGAGACGGAGGAGACUCGAGGAAAGGAAAAGGCAGGAAAGAAGUUGGAUGUGCUGUACAUGCAGAUACUGCAGAAUGUGCACAGACUGCUGACCGCUUCUUGGCUUUCUGAGAGUGACGUUUGUAAGCUGAAGCCAGCUCUGCAGGAGCUGCUACGCCACCUGCUGGUGAAAAGCACCACAGGACGCUUCAACCUGCUGCUGCUCCUGAUCAGAGAGGGACUGGUCACUGGCAAGCUAAGGGCAGGAAACUACCGGGAGGUGCUACCUGCAGCAAUCAUCACAGAGCUGCUGUCAUGUUGUCAGCUACCUGAGCCCUGCACUAAAGCUCUGUGGCUCAUUGCACCACAAAUCAUAUCUGCUAUGGUGUUCCUUGUAAAAUCAUCCGCCCAGGACGUCUCGCUGACCCUUCCCUUUACCAUUCCUACGGUGACCUCAAUGACCUCACUGCUGCGCCAGGGGGAGGGGCUCAUCAGCAACCCUCAUCAUGUCAUAUUGGUCCUUGGAGCGCUCCAGUUGGUGCCCCUCAACCAUUUGACCCCGUCCGUCUACCAAUCAGCGUUCCUGGCCGUCCAUGAGGCGCUGUUCGCCAUCAUCCAGUGUCAUCCUCAGGUGAUGUUGACCGCAGCUGCGUCAUUCUUAAACGUCUUCUAUCGUCUGGUGGCGUCGAUCAUGCAGGAGGGUCGGCAGAGAGGAGACACUGACACAGAUGGAGACGUUUAUCUCCAGUGCUCCAGGUUGAUAGAGAGGAUGUACUCUCACAUUGCGGCUACAGCGGAGAGCUUCACCACACUGUCGGCCUUCAUGGUGGCUCAGUAUGUCACAGAGCUGCAGAAGGUUACUCUGCGACCGGACGUGAAGCUGCACCUGACGGAGGGCAUCUAUCGGAUACUGGACAUGUGUAUGGAGCAGGAUAUCAAGUUUCUGACGGCCGGACUGCAGAUGGGAGUCAGAGAAGUGUUCAAUGAGCUGUACGGCAGCUACACCCACUACCACAAAGCACAGAGGCAAGGAGAGGACAAGUACACUGUUUGAGCUGUUGCAACGUUUAGAUUUUCGUUUGAUUGAAUUAGAAUAAAUGUUCUUGAUGUGGAACUUGAUACUAGCCAACCUUGUACAUCCCAUUGUUGCUUUGAAUUCUGUACAUGAAUAAAAUAAUCAAUAAACAGACAUACAACAUAGCAAGCAUCCCUCAAGUAAAGUAAGGUCUUUAGACUCACUUAUUGGACUAAAAGGAGGCAGCCAAAACUGCUCUAAAUUGGCCUUUGUUGGGUUUUGACGAGACACACAGGAGUCCGUGCCUCAUAUUCGGUAACAAACAUUAUCUACAGGUCCAUCUCUUUGGUAACAACUUGUAACUUCAUCAAGCUGACCGGACGACCAGUAUCUGUUAACUAGAGGACAUGUAAGUGGAAAGAAUGACCUCUCACUGCCUUCCAUGACAGAUGGUGUGUAAGAUGCUGUUUUUCAUAAUUUAAAGAUUUUAUUUUAGAAAGGAUGGGAAUUGCUGCCUUGUCUUUGUCAUCCAAGGACAAAAUGAGUUUUAGGAAAAACAGAACAAGAACCAAGUGAGUGAUUAAGACAUAAUAAAUAUGAUAAUUUUACUAAAGAGCAUUAAAGUUGGAAAAAAAAGUAAGACUAUGUAUCCUUGUCUCUUCAAAGAACGUCUUUGUAUAACCUUCAUAAAGGAGGCGUCUAGUCAACCGUUCACUAAUGAAAUGGCUUCAACACACAAGCUCCUGCAAUGACUCUUAGAAACGUGACCUUUUGUUCUGACUUGUCUGUUCUCUGUUGGCUCCUCUAAAAACUCCGUAGGACUGAAGUCUAAGGUUUAGUCACCGGGUUAUGCAACACAUCAGUGUCCUGGCCCUUAACCAAAUAGUAUAGAACAAUGUUCAAACAUCUGUGACAUGUGACAGCUGUCUCGGACCAUGUGAUCGCCCCUGUCACUGCACUUCUGUGCCUAACUGAGUCAGUGGUUUUUGUGGUCUUUCUCUAAUGAAUAAAGAGAAUUUGUAUACACUUUAGAUUUCCAUAGUGGUAAUAGACAUAUGCCUUAAAUGUGAUUAACAUAAAUGGAUAAAUAUCAAUCAAAGGCAGGAUAGGUGAAAUUACAAUGAUUAUCUUGGUUUGGGCACUCAUGUUUCAAAUUAAACUCAAGUUUCACUCUGAUUUCUGCAGCGCCUGUGAUUAGUUGUCGUCCUGCUAGAAUUUGACCGCUAUUUGCACUUCUGAGCCAGAUGUUGAAACGUUCCUUUGUCAUAGUCAUAGAGGAUUAGUUAGAUUUAAAUGACAAGAUGUUUUAAUCCGAAAGACAAAGACA
Molecule: messenger RNA, 6418 nt
Organism: Pungitius pungitius (ninespine stickleback)
Lineage: Eukaryota; Metazoa; Chordata; Actinopteri; Perciformes; Gasterosteidae
Gene: urb2
Product: URB2 ribosome biogenesis homolog
Exons: 12
Coding region: 100-5130 (1676 amino acids)
Biological process (GO): ribosome biogenesis
Cellular component (GO): nucleolus
Source: RefSeq, a predicted model, not a curated record